Messenger RNA from Pelmatolapia mariae (spotted tilapia), 3330 nucleotides. It is a transcript of the gene prf1.5, whose product is annotated as perforin 1.5. Gene Ontology annotation, molecular function: wide pore channel activity. Bases 301 to 1872 code for a protein of 523 amino acids. Gene Ontology annotation, biological process: immunological synapse formation; defense response to virus; T cell mediated cytotoxicity. The record is from RefSeq and is a predicted model, not a curated record. The transcript is spliced from 5 exons. NCBI's taxonomy places the organism in Eukaryota, Metazoa, Chordata, Actinopteri, Cichliformes, Cichlidae. Gene Ontology annotation, cellular component: membrane attack complex; membrane.
GGGAGAGAGCGGCAUAGCCAGGCAACUCCCUCCAUGGUUUUUUCAAAAGGCAGAUGAUAGACCAAAGUGUGCACGCAGCAGGCUUCCAGCACAGCCUCUCAGCAACGCUAAGGCUCGUCCAACCGUGAUUUUAUUUCCAGCAGGAUCGAGACGUCAGCCUGAGGUUCCAUUGUUCACAGCGAGCAAUCAACAGUGCAAAUAAGGAGGGGGACUUAAAAUCAAGAGAUUUAUUUUGGCUGUGGAAAAAAUACUGGACAACAACGAAACGUAGAGGACAAAGAAAGCUAGGACAAGGUAACCAUGUGUGCAGGAGGAUACCAGCAGAGACACAUUUUCCUGUUUAUGUUGGCUUUGCCGAUUAUGCUGGAAGACUGCAGUGUCCAGGCCUGUCGGAGUGGCACAGGGUCACAGUGUGAGAAGGCUCCUUUUGUACCGGGCCACAAUCUGGCUGGAGAAGGCUUUGACGUGGUGCGGAUGCGUCGGACAGGAGCAUAUGUCAUCAAUGUCAAAGCCCACCUAGCUGACAACCACACCUGUACACUGUGUCCGAACCGAUUCCAAAAAGGAGAGAUUCAGAGGCUCCCAGCUUCAGUGCUUGACUGGCGUCCCUUCAGCCGCUGCUCUAAGCAGCUUUCCAGUGCACUUCACCACUCUGUGGACUCCCUGCUGCGCAGCUCCAACUCACUGGUUAACAACAACUGGGAUUUGGGUUUGAGCCUUGACAACAUUGGAAAGGCAGUUCUGGGAGGAAGCCGCUCAGAUUUGGCAAAGUUUGCACGUUCACAGCACAGUGUGGACAAAGCCACUUUUGCCAUUCAUGAAAUCAGUUGCACCUAUUACAGCUACAGGCUGGCUGAUCAUCCACCGCUGAGUGCAGAGUUCACAAAGCAUCUCAAGAGACUCCCACAGAGUUUAAACACAAGCCAGAACAGAGCCCUAUACAGACGGCUAAUAGACACUUAUGGAACACACUAUAUACACCAGGUCCAGCUCGGUGGUAAGGUGAGGCGAAUCACUGCCUUCAGGACCUGCCUGGCCACCCUGAAGGGCUUUUCAGAGGCAGAGAUCAAAAACUGCCUGAAUGUUGAACUCCGUAUGGCAUUGGGUUUCCUCCCUGCCAAUGUAUCUUUUUCCAACAGGUGUGACAGCCUCCUUAAAGGCAACAUGAGCAUGGGCUUUUACCAAGGCUUCAUGACCCAUAAGAUUGAGGUUACUGGAGGAGAGAGGUACUUCCCUGACAUCCUCUACCAGCAGGACCCAUCUGAAGCCUACCACAGCUGGAUGAACAGCCUUCAUGACAACCCCGAUGUGGUUUCUUAUGCCAUCUUUCCUCUGCAUCACUUGGUGGAGGAUUCACAAAUCAGUGCUAAUCUGAUAAGGACUGUCUCAGAGUACAUAAAAGAGAACCAGCUGAAGGAAGACCAACUUGGUUUCAAGAACUGCUCACCGACUCCCAACCUGGACCAUAACUGCUGCCCUUUAAGGGCUGGUAGAGGAACUCUCCAACUGGAGAUUCACAGAGCUGCAGGCCUGAGGGCAGACACCUUCACAAAAACAGAUGCCUAUGUGAAGAUCUUCUACAAUGGCAUAUAUGAAGAGACUGACACGGUGAUGGAUGACAAUGACCCGAUAUGGAAUGUCACCUAUGACUUUGGUUCAGUGGAACUGGGUCAGGAGUUGAGGUUUGAAGUCUGGGAUAGGGACGUGCUUUACAAUGAUAUUGCAGGGAGGUGUAUUGUGUUUCCAGAGCGAGGAACUCAUUCCUUAAGCUGUCAGCUGCGCAAAGGAGUUCUCUAUUUUACUUACAGAAUCAAAUGUGAUGCUCACUUGACAGGAUAUAGGUGUGGACGAUACUCCCCCAAUGCUGAGUAGAUUAGGUAUGGAUUUACAGUACAGUGCAAAAGUCUGUACCUCAUUUCUUUUUUCUCCAUAUUUUGCAAUGAAAACAGGAAAUAGGUGCAGCAACAUACAUUACAAGAUCAACAUUUAUUAAAAAAAAUCCAAGACAAAAUAAGGGUUUGUACAUUUGUAAUGAGCUUAAAAGUCAAUAUUUGGUAUGACCACCUGUAGUCUUCAACACAGACUGAAUUCUGUUAGACAAGCUUUCUUGUCAUUUUUUUAAGUAGCCUUCAGAAGUAGAUCUCCAGGCUUCUUGAAGGACAUUCCAGUGCUGUACUUUGUAUGUUGGCUGCUUUUUGCUUUGUUCUCUGUCAAUAUGAUCCCCAGACUGCUUCAAUAAUGCUGACGUCCAGAUUCUGAUCUAUGACUGAGUGUUUGUGUGUUUUUCUAUCCAUGCAAAAAUUGCCAUGCUGAAAAAUGAAGCUGUGGCCAUUCAGAUGAUUCCCAAAACCACUGGUUACAAUGCAACCCCAGACCAAGUCAGAGUCUCCACCAUGUCUUACAAUGGCUGUGGCUGUUAAGACCUGUUGCUUUUAAUUUUCAGUCCAGUUCUUGUGUAAUUGGUCAUGCCCCAGCCUUUUAUCUUUCCCUUACUUGAACAGCUCCUCGACAGCCAUUUUUCUCUCAAGACCAUUUCUGAUGAUGCUUCAGCGACUGGUCGAUGGAUAAACUGGAAAAGCAGAUUUCUCUCUCAGAUACCAUCUAAGGUCUUUGACUUAUUUAGGUCCUCCUACUUUUAAGGACACGCUGAACACCAUGCUGGAAUAUGUCAAGUUUUAACUGUUUCUCUUAAAAUGCAUUAUCUUUGACAUUUUCAAACUAAAGAAAUUAUAUUAUACAUAUUCUAAAAAUUAUAUGUUUUUGUGAAAGCAUUCUAGUAACAAAAUGGCUAAAGACAACUUAAAACUGUUUCUUUGCCGAGCUAUCUGUGCAUAGACAGUACUGGAAUAGGUGCUUUUUAUUAUGCUUGAAUGAGCCAUGGGUCAGUGUUGCAUGGUACAAGGACUGGACUUUAAAUGAGUGUCCAAACAAAAACAAAGACACUUUAAAAAUUACAAUAAAUAAAUUACAAUUGUCUUGGAAACAAAAAGGAAUUAGAUAUGGCUCAAGACUUUUGCAAAGUACUCUGUAUAAUAAUCUGGUGGUUCGGUUUUCCAAGACAUUAAGUCCUUCUUGUGAUUUGCCUAUAUGACAGAACAACUUGGUAAAAUGUGCACCAAAAUGUUUGCUGACCUUCAGGGGUGUUCCAAUUUGAUGGGGUAUUUGAGCACAUUUUUACAGGAACAAAUUUUUCCUAAUUUUUUAAUCUGACAUCAAUGCAUUAUAAUGAUAUACAGAUAUAAUGAAUGAUAAAGUGUGCAAUUGUACAUUAUAUUGUAUUGAUACAUUUUGAUAGCUUUCUUGUAGUUAGUCUUCUAUAUACAUGUCAGC